AUGUCGAAUGGUAAGGGCGAAUCCCUCGAAAGGGGCAUCUGGGCCGGGGUGAUGGUCGCCCUAGUGAUCCUAAUUUUGAGGGUCUUUGCGAAGAUCAAAAUCAAACGGUUCCAGGUCGACGAUGUCUUAAUGAUCCUUGCGGAGAUUCUCAUUAUAGUGUCAACGGUAUUCCUGACGCUGAGCGUGAAGCAUGGGUUUGGUGGUGAUCUGACCAAGCUGGCCCCUUACGACCAGAUGAUGGUCUUGAAGUAUAUCGCCAUUCAAGUGCCCAUCGUGACCUUCAGCACCACUAUUGCCCGCUCGGCCUUUAUGAUAUACCUCCUCGGCGUCCUCAGUACCAACAAGGCAUACGUGAUUGUGUUAUGGAUUCUUCUGUUUAUCCAGGCAGCGGGGAAUAUUGCUUCGGCGGUGCUACCGCUGACCAUCUGUAGCAAUGUCGCCGUACUAUGGGAUCCAGCGGCCUUCGUGAAUGUUCACUGUGGCAAUACGGGGGACGUCAUUAAAUUCGCCUAUUAUUCCAAUACUUUCAACUCCGCCACCGACCUGUUCCUGGCGAUCUUCCCGACUCUGGUAUUCUGGAACCUUAACCUCAAGCUGGGCAUCAAGAUCAGUUUGAUCGGUCUGUUGAGCCUGGGCAGUGUGUUCGUCUCCCCUCAAAUCACCACCUGUUCGGAGACCGAAGCUAACAAUUCCAUUAGCGCAAUGAUCGCCUCCAUCAUCAAGACCACCAAACUCGACCAGGUACCCGGCGUCACCAACCUCGGUGCCACGGGCGGCCUCGAGCUGAUCCGUUGGGGCUACGUUGAAAAUACGAUUAUUAUCAUCACCUCUUCCAUCCCCUGCAUCCGCCCCCUGGUCAUCUCCUCGGUGCGCAAGUUCUCGAGUGUCACCCGCUCCUACGAACUCAGCGGACCCUUCAGCGGCCACCGGACUGGAGGGAACGACACGAGCCACUCACGGCUGGGGCGGUCGCGGCGUCUCACCAAGUCUCACCAGGCGGACAAUGACAGCAUCGAGCGGAUUCUCGAUCAAAGCACGCAUACCAGCACCACAAUUGGAGGGCGCCCCGAUUCGCUGGAGCGGGAGCAUCCCGGCAUCACCAAGCAGGUCGAGAUUUCAGUGAUCUCGGACGACCCAGCGCGGCAUGUUUGA
Molecule: messenger RNA, 1152 nt
Organism: Penicillium canariense
Lineage: Eukaryota; Fungi; Ascomycota; Eurotiomycetes; Eurotiales; Aspergillaceae
Exons: 3
Coding region: 1-1152 (383 amino acids)
Source: RefSeq, a predicted model, not a curated record